Messenger RNA from Physeter macrocephalus (sperm whale), 916 nucleotides. Its product is annotated as histone H2A type 1-B. Lineage: Eukaryota; Metazoa; Chordata; Mammalia; Artiodactyla; Physeteridae. The transcript has a single exon. The record is from RefSeq and is a predicted model, not a curated record. Gene Ontology annotation, biological process: heterochromatin formation. Gene Ontology annotation, molecular function: protein heterodimerization activity; structural constituent of chromatin; DNA binding. Gene Ontology annotation, cellular component: nucleosome; chromatin. The coding region runs from base 1 to 393 and encodes 130 amino acids.
AUGUCUGGACGUGGCAAGCAAGGAGGCAAAGCUCGCGCCAAGGCUAAGACCCGCUCCUCGCGAGCCGGGCUCCAGUUCCCCGUGGGCCGAGUGCACCGCCUGCUUCGCAAGGGCAACUACUCCGAGCGGGUCGGGGCCGGCGCACCGGUGUACCUGGCGGCGGUGCUGGAGUACCUGACGGCUGAGAUCCUGGAGCUGGCGGGCAACGCGGCCCGCGACAACAAGAAGACGCGUAUCAUCCCGCGCCACCUGCAGCUGGCCAUCCGCAACGACGAGGAGCUCAACAAGCUCCUGGGUCGCGUGACCAUCGCUCAGGGUGGCGUCCUGCCCAACAUCCAGGCUGUGCUGCUGCCUAAGAAGACCGAGAGCCACCACAAGGCCAAGGGCAAGUGAAACGUUUAGCACUUCUUCAGUCCCCGUUCCGAAAAUCAAAGGCUCUUUUCAGAGCCACCCACUUUCUCCCGGAAAGCGCUGAAAUACUUCGUAAGUGUAGGAGACAUGUUCAAGUUUUAACGUGUAGUUCCGCUUAAAUUUUGUUUAUAUUAGCCUGUUAAAAGUUUUACAUUUAAAAAUGGGAAACCGCUCCCAUCUUUGCCACAAAGGGGCUAAAUUGUUAGCCGUUGGUCACAUUUUAUGCACCAUAAAUUCUUAGAAAAAUUCAUGAAAGUAGCUUUCUGCCAUCCCUUUAACUGAAAGAUGCAAUACGUUUGUAAACUCACAUAAAGAACCCCUGUUAAGGGAAUUCUCUGUCAGGACAUAAAUUAGGGCUUGUAGGCUAUGGAUAACGUAUAUGUAUGUAAAUGACAAAGAAUACAGACCAUAAUGCCUCAUGUUGAGUGGUGGUUUUGCAUGUACACGAGGUAUAUACAUUAUUACAUAUAAAUGUAUAGUCAAACGAACUUGGUGUCAAAAAGUA